AUGCUCUGCCCAUCCACCACCCGUCCCUUGUUUAUUUUACAAAUUGCCUCUGUGUCGCUUGAAGGCCUCAUAGACAGGCACACCCUUGGCAACGUCCUCCUUGGCCUUAUCGUCAGCCGAAGUGAGCUUGGGGAGCAGCUCAAGGACCUGCUGCACCCUAUCCCGGGGGAUGACAACGACGCCGUUGACGGAAUCACACACAGCCAGGUCCCCUGGCGCCACAGUAGUGCCGUCUAUGUCGAGCGGGACUUGAGUAGCCCAGGGUCCUGUGCUCUGCAGCUCGGUGAGGUCGCGAAUCCUCCCGGCGACGACUAUGCCCUUGGCCCGGAGGACCUUGAUCCUGAGGGCCAUGAUACCACCGCAGAUGGCGUUGGCCUGGGAUGGAGGCUGCUGGAGGACGACGAGGGUGUCAGGCUGGGUGAGAUCUGCCCAGUGGACAUCCUUGGGGAUGUUAGGAUCCGGGAGGUUGGAGGGGCGGGCGGCGGGAGUGGCGCUCUUUGGAGCGAACAGGACUGUCGACACGGGGGCGACAGUGACUACAGGAGGUGA
Molecule: messenger RNA, 549 nt
Organism: Clonostachys byssicola
Lineage: Eukaryota; Fungi; Ascomycota; Sordariomycetes; Hypocreales; Bionectriaceae
Source: the annotation of a GenBank genome assembly